Mytilinidion resinicola is the source of this 3613-nucleotide messenger RNA. RefSeq lists its product as uncharacterized. The transcript is spliced from 4 exons. Gene Ontology annotation, cellular component: cytosol. The coding region runs from base 1 to 3165 and encodes 1054 amino acids. The record is from RefSeq and is a predicted model, not a curated record. Lineage: Eukaryota; Fungi; Ascomycota; Dothideomycetes; Mytilinidiales; Mytilinidiaceae.
AUGCCGACCGUGCCAGAGUCGCCGCCAGAUGCCGCGAACACGGCGAAGCCCUUCGUCGUCCACCUCCGCCUAGUUCUAGCACCAUGGACGGUUCAUUUCAAGACUCCCCACUACAUACAAGACAGGACCAUGGUCAUGCUCGAAGGGAUCGCGAAGAAGACGUUGGAAGAAACCCGGAGGAGCUCAGAAGUCCGGUCAGUCUAUUUAGAAGAAGCCCCCCCAGCCAAGGAUCUAACAUCCUCCAGUGAAGAAAUUGGUACUGAGCCGCCCUUCUGGAAAGACCUUGGAGACCUACUCGAAGCCGCGAUUCCGUCUCUCGAACAACGAUGCUUCGCUGCCCCAGAUCCACAAACACCGGAAUACGAAGGCCUAUCGGGGCCGCUCAUUGCCUCCAACUCGAAUACCUUACUCAAGGACCUGGAAAGACUCAAUAGCAUGGUUUCGAUCGCCCGGAACGUCCUCACCGCUGGAGAUAAAUCGCAAAACCUGGCUGCAAAGUCACAGUUUGGUCAGGAAGUGUUCAAGUUUAUCAGCGUGUGCGUGAAGGUAACAGCUAGAGGAUAUGACGGGGAAGCUGGUUCACAAGACGAGGACAAAUGGCAGUCGGUCAUUAACUCCUUCAAAAAGCUGCUGAUUACCUGCCUUCAAUUCCUCAACAACCUCGUGGCCCGGAACGAGCGCCGAAAGCUGAUGCUAUGGGUAGAGCUAUUCGACAACUCCACAGACAGCGUGCUUCCUUCCAGUCAUGGCGACCUCAGGACAAAAUUAGAUUUGUGGCCCAGGCUCCCGGAUGAUCCUAGUCUAUCGUUGAAGAAGUCGUUGCAUGGACACGCGGAAGCCCCGAGCCCAAAUUGGCCAGACAUCCCAUUAAAAUCGUCCCAGCAGCCUGCAUCUUCGCCCUUCCUGCUCUAUAUUGGAAAGACAGGUAUGGAGGUAAAGCGGGAUCUCGUGCAAAAGGGUGAAAAGGCAAGUGCGACAGAUAUCGCUGCCGAGUGCAAGAAAAGGUGGCAGUCUAUGUCUGACGAAGAGAAGAAUAAAUGGAACAUCCUUUACACCGACAUCAUUGCUAAGUACCGCGACGAGCUGACCUCAUCGAGUGCGUAUAAAACGGUCGUUGAUCAGCACGCCAAAAACGAAGAAAACGUGCAAGCCCUCGCUCGCAGCAUCAAUCAACUUCAGAUUGAGGUUGAUCGGAUGCGGAAAUCUGUCAUUGCCUCAUCUAAAGCAGCGUCCGAGGCGGAAAAUCGGUCACAGCUAGCCAUCGACGAUGAUGGUGAAGCGCUGCCGCCGUCUCCACUAAAAGAAAUCCAUCCCUACAUUCCAAUAUCCGCCGAAAUGCCCGAUGCUCCGCCCGCUGGCGAAGCUGAUUUCCGCAUGACCUAUCCCGCAUCGUACGGUGCAGAAAUACUCCAACAAGGAAAGGACGAUCUCAUGAAACGCCUCGAAACAUACUCAGAACGACCAUCCGUGGCCCAGGCCAGUAACUUGGCGUCUCCAUCGUCUCCUCCAGUAUUUCCAUCUUCGCCUCCUACGACUCAUCCACCUGCAGAGGGCGUUGAUGAUGUCAGUGAAGACGAGGAUAGUGAAGACGACUAUGAUGCAGUCCCUGGCGACGACGGCCGUGGUCUGCUGACAGAUGUCCCCUUGAUCCUUGGCCCUACCGAGAUUGAGGUUUUGCCAAUGAUAAUCAUGUCCGGCAUCGUAACCCCUGGAGAAGGCACGGUCGGAUAUGGCUCUACGCCGGAUGAGAUCAUUGCUAUCAGGAACAUGCAUACUGUGCGGUGUCAUUUGCUCCUCGCCCAAGAUAACGGGCGAAAUCUGCUUCGGGAACUUUUAAUCUUUGUCGCCGCCUGGGAUCUGCGAGAGGAAGAACUCUACUUCAAGUUCAUGGUGAAGAUAAUGGAAGCCAUACUUACGAACGGACUGAUGCCGUUCAGCUACCACGCUUUCAGAGAGAGCAAGGACAUAAUUUCUCCCGCCCAAGCUGUCAUCAUGAAGCUACUCACGAAUAUUUUCCGAGCACGGCAGUCUGUCCAAAUGACACGAAGCAUCUACAAAGAAACAGACAUAGACGUGGAGAAAGAGGGUCCAGAUACCUAUCCCAUGCGCGUAGAUGUGCACAUGGUCAACUUCCUGUUAACCGAGUUCCGCCGUCAUAUUAUCCCUCAAACCUGCGCCUUGAUCUUUUUACAGGGUCAAAUACGGGCGGGUUUUGCGCACCCAGAGGAUUUCCCACUCAACCUUUGGGACAUGGAGAGGAUGUAUGAGGGCGUCUACCAAUACCUGGAGUUUUUCGCGAUAUUGACGGAGCACGAAGUAUGGAAGAAGAUGAUGGCCGAGUGGGAAAUCACGAGCGAACUAGUCACUCUGCUGAAAGAACUCGAUGCUGCUAUUCCGAAGGGCCAACUCUCCGUUGCGCCUCUAGCUUCAACGGCUAGGACCAAUCCUAGACCAAGUUCUGACCCUGGCCAUAUUCCACCCGCCUCCGAUGCUGUUCCAGUUGCAGUGGAGCGACCAUACGACAUCGCUGGUGCAUCAGGCUCAACAAAUCCUGUGGCACCUGAUACAUAUGCUCCCGAGCCGCGACCAUACAUUGAUGAAGCGCAGGAUGAGCCAUCGGACUUUGAGUGGCGCAAUCUCAAGAAGCUAGCAGUGCUUGUUCUCUCAUCGCUCGUUUGGAAAUCCCGUAAGGUGCAGGAUCAAGUACGACCCCUUGGAGGUAUAGAGGCCAUUCUCAACUGUUGUACGUUUGAUGAGCACAAUCCUUAUAUCAGGGAGCACGCAAUCAUGUGCCUGCGUUUUUUGUUGGAGGGCAAUCGAGAAAACCAAGAGCUCAUCCGCGAAUUAGAAGCCAAGGGGGUGGUCCCCAAUGAAGUCCUUGACCAGCACGGUUACGAGACUUACAUGGACUCUAAGGGCCAGGUCUUGCUUCGAAGGAAGGAGGCUUUGAAGCCAGGAUCGGGUUCGGGGUCAAGUUCAGGACCCGCAGCGACGAAGCAACAGGCGAUUAAACCAAAAGAUCCGAAGGAUUUGGAGAUCCUUGUGCAACAAGUCAUGAGAGACCUACCGACAAGAGUGCAGGGCGCGAAAUUUGACGCCGAAAAAGCUGCUGCUCUUGCGAAACUCGACAAAACCUUUGAUGGACGAGGUGGUCGAAGUAGCUGAACACAAAGACGGGGACGGCUUUUGCUGUCCGCUACUAGAAUUUGUCUGAACGACGGCACGGUCGACAAUCGCCGCGCCAAAAUGCGCCGUCAAAGUCGUAUUAAGUAUGAGGCAUCAGGCCCCAUGGUACACCGACUGAUGCCAAAUCAAGAGACGUAAGAAGUCAAUGCAGAAUUACAUGCAUUAGCACUAUCCCACCCGACUAUCGCGCGAGACAACCUUUCCACCACUAGAAGGCCUAUCUUAAGUCCUAAUAAGCCCGAACAUGUCUCCCUCCGACGUGUUAUAUCAGCGGCAAGCUGCAUAUAUCGGCACAACUCCUCGACUACUUCGAAAAGCUGGAAAAUCAGACUUCGAGAGGCGAGAUGCAAGAAGGAUCAGAACACUUUGGUGGAGAUCUUGGAGAUAGUUCACGAAAUAUAAAAUAUAUCAGAAAGUAUUCGUGGCU